AUGUCUUGGACCGGCCCUGCUCGAUUAUCACCCAUUUGCAAUGUUGUUUCCGUGGUAAUGGGAGAGCCAUUAAACAACUGCAAUGCUUUAGUUGAAGCUAUUCGAGUAAUGAAAACAUUCCCUUUUCAGCUUUCACCCAAGAAAAUUAUUGUCUCAAUGGUUGGAAUAAUUCAUGCAAUAAACAAGCUUCAUGGUGACUUACAAAAUAUAAACCUAGCAAUGUCUCUUCAUGCACCAGUUCAAGAUACUAGGUGUCAAAUAAUGCCUGCAGCUCGCGCUUUUCGUUUAGAAAAACUUAUGAAUGCUUUAGCAGAAUAUCAAAAGAAAAGGUAG
Molecule: messenger RNA, 333 nt
Organism: Lactuca saligna
Lineage: Eukaryota; Viridiplantae; Streptophyta; Magnoliopsida; Asterales; Asteraceae
Source: the annotation of a GenBank genome assembly